Molecule: messenger RNA, 2361 nt
Organism: Glycine soja
Lineage: Eukaryota; Viridiplantae; Streptophyta; Magnoliopsida; Fabales; Fabaceae
Product: protein NRT1/ PTR FAMILY 1.2-like
Exons: 4
Coding region: 189-2009 (606 amino acids)
Biological process (GO): transmembrane transport
Cellular component (GO): plasma membrane
Molecular function (GO): transmembrane transporter activity
Source: RefSeq, a predicted model, not a curated record
GUGGGACAGUGAUGGUAUAGAAUAUGUUGUAACAGAAACACUCACAUGGUACACUGGAGCUCUAUAUUAUUUGUUAAUUAGCAGAGUAUAGACACAGAUUGGAAGCUCUGACAUCUUUCUUUGCUGCAUGAAGAGUACUAGUAUUUAAGGGCUCUAUAUUGUUGUUGCCUCCUUCAUAGGCAUCAAUAAUGGAGAAGGAAGUGGAGUUUUGUUCAAGUGAAUUGGAAAUGGCUUCUCAACACAUUCCACAACCACAAAGGAAAAAGGGUGGUAUUGUUACCAUGCCUUUCAUCAUAGCAAAUGAAGCACUUGCAAGCGUGGCGAAAAUCGGUCUUCUGCCGAACAUGAUAUUGUAUUUGAUGGGGAGUUACAAGUUUCAUUUAGCCAAAGCAACUCAGGUGCUUCUCUUAUCCUCUGCAACAAGCAAUCUCACACCACUCAUAGGUGCUUUCAUUGCUGAUUCUUGCCUCGGUCGAUUCCUCUCUGUUGGGUUUGGUUCCUCCAUCUCUUUCCUGGGAAUGGCACUCUUGUGCCUAACAGCCAUCAUCCCACAGGCUCGGCCUCCUCCUUGCAACCCUGCAACUGAAAGAUGUAAACCAGCAACAGCUGGGCAAAUGACAAUGUUAAUCUCUUCCUUUGCUCUCAUGUCCAUUGGAAAUGGUGGCCUUUCAUGCUCCAUCGCAUUUGGCGCAGACCAGGUGAAUAAAAAAGAUAACCCAAACAACCAGAGGGCAUUGGAAACAUUUUUCAGCUGGUAUUAUGCUUCUACAGCUUUUUCUGUUAUAAUUGCCCUCACAGUCAUAGUAUAUAUACAAGAUCAUUUUGGAUGGAAAGUGGGUUUUGGAGUUCCAGCAGCACUUAUGUUCAUGUCCACUUUCUUCUUCUUUCUUGCUUCUCCACUUUAUGUAAAGAAUAAAGUACAAGGCAGCUUAAUCACUGGCUUAGCACAAGUAAUUGUCGUGGCCUAUAAGAACCGGAAGCUUCCUUUACCACCUAGGAACUCAGCUGCAAUGUACCAUCGUAGGAAGGACUCUGAUCUUGUUGUUCCUACUGAUAAACUAAGGUUUCUGAAUAAAGCUUGCAUCACUAAAGAUCCAGAAAAAGAUAUAGCCUCUGAUGGAUCAGCUUCAAAUCCGUGGAGUCUCUGCACAAUAGAUCGAGUGGAAGAGCUAAAAGCUAUUAUUAAAGUUAUUCCACUGUGGUCUACGGGGAUCAUGGUGUCAGUUAACAUUGGAGGCUCGUUUGGAUUACUGCAAGCUAAAUCCCUCAACAGACAUAUCACUUCACACUUUGAAAUCCCAGCGGGUUCUUUUGCCGUAGUCAUUGUGUUUAUAAUAUUUAUAUGGGUGGCUCUUUAUGAUCGUGUCAUUAUUCCUAUAGCAUCAAAGCUCAGAGGCAAACCAGUUAGGAUCAGUGCCAAGAGAAGAAUGGGAAUUGGGUUGGUUUUCUCUUUUCUCCACUUGGCAACUGCAGCUAUUGUGGAGAAUGAAAGGCGAAGGAGAGCAAUCAGGGAGGGACAUAUUAAUGACACACAUGCAGUGUUGAAUAUGUCUGCAAUGUGGCUUGUUCCUCAACUUUGCUUGUCAGGCAUGGCUGAAGCAUUCAAUGCUAUAGGCCAAAAUGAGUUUUAUUACACUGAGUUUCCAAGAACUAUGUCAAGUAUUGCCGCUUGCCUUUUUGGACUUGGAAUGGCUGCAGGAAAUGUGUUAUCUAGUUUAAUAUUCAGCAUUGUGGAAAAUGCUACUUCAAGAGGAGGAAACGAGGGAUGGGUUUUAGAUAAUAUUAACAAGGGUCGUUAUGACAGGUACUACUGGGUUCUUGCUUCACUGAGUGCUGUUAAUAUACUGUAUUAUCUAGUAUGCAGUUGGGCUUAUGGACCCACGGUUGAUAAACUAUUCAAGGUGUCUGACGAAAAUAGUUCAAAUGAGAAAGAAUUCACUCAAUUGGGCAAUAUGGGCCAGGUUGAUGUUAGUGAAGGAAUUGGCUCAAAUGAGAAAAGAGUUAACUAGAUUUGGCAAUGAAUGGGGGAUCCUGUUGAGAAGAUAUUCAAGAUUAGUGAAAACAAUGACUCAAAGGAGGAAAAGUUAACUGAACUACUGGUUCACAAUAAAAGGGAAAGAGCAAGGAUUUGUGCAGAAGACCCGAUGAUUGCCUAGUUGAGAUGUUGAACUUAGUAGGCACAUACACUACUUGGAUAGCCAUAUUUAUAUUUUCAUGUUUUGGUUAGUAGUAGAUGCAGAUAUCAACAGGCUAUUAAUGUGUGUCUGUAAACUGUAAACUGUGUUGGUAUGUCAAUAUGUAUAUUUGCUCCAUAGUAAAAUUGUUAUUCUAAAAUGUUGCAAACGAUACAAUUUGAUCUGA